Molecule: messenger RNA, 2388 nt
Organism: Nymphaea colorata (pocket water lily)
Lineage: Eukaryota; Viridiplantae; Streptophyta; Magnoliopsida; Nymphaeales; Nymphaeaceae
Exons: 10
Coding region: 494-2038 (514 amino acids)
Molecular function (GO): zinc ion binding
Source: RefSeq, a predicted model, not a curated record
UUAUAACAAAAGGGAAACAUUCUAUCUCGAACGAACAACCAGCUGCCUGCCAGCCUACCGUUGUGCCAACGCGCUUCGGACUGGAGGAUCCUCAUUUCUCCAAUGAAUCAGAUCGGUGCUCCAAUGAAUCAUCGCCCGCUCAACAGUCAAUGCAGUUUCUACCACUUCUCGCUCACAUAAUCCUUUUUCUCGCUCAGCUGCUUGUUGCUGUUACUGGUAGAAAAGUUAAGAGGUCCAUCUAUUGAACGUAAAGAAGACGGUCAUGGGUAAAGAAAGUCCCCUCUCGCCACUGGCCGUAAGCUGCAUAAGUGCUCUGCCGUUGGUGUGAUUCUGUAGCUGCUGCUUGGCUGCUCACUACCCCCACCACGGCACCACCACCACCACCCACCUAACGCUGCUUGCUGCUUUACCGCUACCCACCAUCUACCUCCCAACCAACCAUACUCUCUCUCUCUCUCUCUCUCUCUCUCUCUCUCUCUCUCUCUCAGAGUCAAUGGGAAGGACAACGGAGGAGGAGGGGUCUCGGCAGGGCGACAGGGAAGCGAACUCUAGCGUGGUUUCCACAGAAUCCUCAGAUCAACAUGACCAGGAACAAAAAGAAAUAGCUAAGGAGCCAACUUCUGCUUCACAUCAACGGCGGCCGAACCUUUCUCUACAGAUACCUACAAGAUCCCUUGAAAGCCUAAGCUCAAAUUCUAUCAGAAUAAAUUUGGCCCCAACACCUAGUCCUGUAUCUACAAAAGCGAACCUACCACCUAAACCAAGUUCAGCCAAAGGCAAAACAUCAUUUAAAAGUCUUUUUACCCAGAGGAGUUUCAUGACAAAGGUUCCGAUGACAGAUUGUGAGAAAGCUGUCCUGCUCAUGCCUGGAGCUUCGUCUGAGAAAAUGGAAGAAAACCCUUCUCCAUCCAGAUCUUUUUCUCUGACUAAGGUGUUUCUACCUCCAAUUAAGAAAACACACUCAUUACCUGUGACACCAGUUGCAAGUUCAGAUGCUGACUCAGUUCAUGGAACAGAUGAAAGGACUCAUCCUAGUUCAACAAGGCCAGAAGUUCAAAAACAAAUAGCCCGUUCACUCUCUGUGCCCGUGAAUACCAAAAUCAGAAGUCUGAGGCGGGCAGACUCCUCAGGACGUAUAAUGCGUAUUAUUCCUGCAACACCACGUGUUCCUGUAGUUGAGGGUGCAACAACUACGAAUGAGAUUCCAGAAAUCAAUACUGAGCCUGAAGAUGAUGGUGAAGAUAUUCCUGAAGAGGAGGCAGUUUGCAGGAUAUGCUUAGUUGAGCUUGCUGAAGGAGGUGAGACUCUUAAGAUGGAAUGUAGUUGCAAGGGUGAACUGGCACUUGCACAUCAAGAGUGUGCAGUAAAAUGGUUUAGUAUUAAGGGUAACAAGACAUGCGAUGUGUGCAAGCAAGAAGUUACAAAUCUGCCAGUUACAUUGUUGAGAUUACAGAAUGCUCAGCCUGUCAACAGGCAUCCUGUUGCUAUAGCGCCUCCUAGACAAGUUAGUCGUUACAGAGUUUGGCAGGACGUGCCCGUGCUCAUCAUGGUUAGCAUGCUUGCCUAUUUCUGUUUCCUAGAACAGCUUCUGGUUGCUGAUAUGGGUUCCAGAGCUCUUGCAAUCUCUUUGCCAUUUUCUUGUGUACUCGGUCUCCUCUCAUCAAUGAUAUCUUCCACAAUGGUGAGCAAGAACUAUAUAUGGGCUUAUGCUUCAUUCCAAUUUGCAGCCGUCAUUCUUUUUGCCCACAUUUUCUACUCUAUUCUGAGAGUUCAUCCUAUUCUUUCAGUUCUCCUCUCAUCCUUUACGGGGUUUGGAAUUGCAAUUAGCACAAAUUCUUUGUUGAUAGAGUAUCUAAGAUGGAGAGCAAGGCGUCAAGCCCAGAGGCAAUUAGCACAACGGCAAAAUGGUAGAGAGCAAAGGCCAGAGCAGCCUAGAGAAAAUCUUGGUGCCAGAUCUGGAAAUGGUGUUGGGCUGCAAGAAAACCUUGCUGUUGCUACAGGUGCUCCAGUUGCUAGGAGUUCAUCUCCACCUAGAUGAAUCUAAUGAACUGGUUUAGGCAUGAGGAGAACAGGUAAAGUUCAUAGAAAAAUUAAAACGCAUGUGGUUAAAUAAUUUUCUGAGUGGGAAUUUGUUCUUUUCUCCGCAGUAUCAUCUUGUCCUGUCCGAAAGUCCAUAAUUGUCUUGUCAGUGGAUUAUGGGGUCUUCCUUUGUUAUGGAUUCCUAAAAAUGGUUAUCCAGUUGCUCUGUGCUAUGUGCCUGGCUGGUAUGGUGGCUAGAGUGCAGCUUUCUAGUUGAACGUCUUGCUUUAGGCCAUCUCACAAGGGGUGCUUGUAUAUUGUUAUAAGGCUGUUAAUAAAGUGUAAUCAGGGAAAAUUUUGGACUGUACA